GAUCCUGGCGCGCGGACACUGUGUGUGAGCGCAACUUUGUCGGGCCAGCGCUGCAGCGCCGCCCUGUCGCCUGGGGGUCACUGAGAGAACUGCAGCGCUGCGCUUCGCUGGUGGCACUGUGUGCGUCGGCGUCUGAGAAGUGGACGACUGUGAGGCGUGUACGCGAUGCCCGAGCCUGUGUCCCGGUCCGAGGCGAGCUGAGCCGGAGCGAGCGAGCGAGCGAGCGAGCGGACAGGACGGCUGAGGCGGAGGUGCGCCCCUCGCAGAGACAGAAAGCCAUCUUGGGGUCCUCCUCCGGCAUCUCAAAAAUCCAACACUCUCCUGGUCGCAUCAUCCCUGCUGCAUUCACCCUUCACACAGCAAGUCUCCUAUCUCUUUCUUGUGGAGUAUCUGAAGUCAACAAAUGAUGGACAGAGGGCAGCUGCCCCCUCGAGCUGACAUGGAGCAAUGACGGCAAACUCCUGGUGACACAGCAUGGAGCUGAAAGUGUGGGUAGAUGGUGUUCAGCGUAUCGUCUGCGGGGUCACUGAGGUCACCACCUGCCAGGAAGUGGUCAUUGCUCUGGCCCAGGCGAUCGGUCGCACAGGAAGAUACACACUGAUUGAGAAAUGGCGAGAGACAGAGAGGCACCUUGCCCCCCAUGAGAAUCCUAUUGUGUCGCUAAACAAAUGGGGGCAGUAUGCCAGUGAUGUGCAGCUGAUCCUGAAACGCACGGGACCCUCUCUGAGUGAGCGGCCUACCUCCGACGGAAUGGCACGUGCCCCCGAGCGUGGCCUGUAUCGCCAGAGCCUCCCACCGCUGGCCAAGCUGCGGCCCACCAUGGACCGCUCUCUCAAGCGCAAAGAGCCCAAGCGUAAAUCCCUUACCUUCACAGGUGGUGCCAAGGGAUUGAUGGACAUCUUUGGCCGGGGAAGAGAGGUGGAGUCCAAGCAGCGUGCAUUAUGCAGCACUGUCAACGGUGGUGUGACCCUUACAGGCCCACGGGCAGAGGACCUGGCCCGGCUAGUGCAACUCCAGAAGGAGAAGCUGCAGAUGCUGGAGGAGAAGCUGGAGGCCCGGGAGGUGGAGCUGCAGGACUGGGCCGAGCGGCACGCCGGCGCCAGCGGGGAUGGCAGCCUCGAGGAGGAGAUCUUACGGCUAGAGCAGCGCGUGCGCAAGAACGCUGUUGAAAUCGAGGAAGAGGAGUUCUGGGAGAAUGAGCUACAGAUUGAACAGGAGAAUGAAAAGCAGCUGCAGGAGCAGCUGCAGGAGCUGCGCAGACGCAUCCAGGAUUGCGAGGCCAAGUUAAGCGACUACGCGGGCAGGAUCCAAGACAUGGAGGCCGGCAUCGAGGCCGAGCGGCUGCAGCAGGAGAUGGAGAACACGCAGCAGGUGAAUGAAGAGGAGGUGCGAGCUAAGCUGCUGAAGGUGAAGGCUGAGCUGGACAUGCAGAGCCAGCAGAUGAGCAGGCUGGAGAGCAGCUGCAAGGCAGUGGAGAGGUCUCUCGGCCAGUCCAGCAAGAGGCUACAGGAGAAGGAGCAGGAGCUGGAGCAGCUGACCAGGGAGCUGCGACAAGUGAAUCUGCAGCAGUUCAUCCAGCAGACGGGCACCAAGGUCACCGUGCUGCCAGCUGAGCCUGGGGAGGAGGAGGCUCCAGCUCACGCAGACAUGGUCCUCCAGUCAGGCUCUCUGAAACGCCCUCCGUCCACCCGGCCACUGCCCAGCAGCCUCCAGAUCCUGCAGAGCUCGCUGUCCUCCGGCUUCAACCCUGAGGGCAUCUAUGUGUGAGCAGCAGGCGCUCCCAGCCACCAGCCUCAGACACCUGAACCCAACCACUUUGUCACGUUUCAUCAUUGUCUGCAUGAGUGGGCGGAGCUGGUUUUACACCCUCCCAUGACCUGGCCUACAGUUGGCACCUCCUCCUUACCAUGGUGUUUGACACUCCACACUGAAAAUUGCUUUGCAAUCUGGAAUGCACAGAUUCUGAAAACCAUGGAACUGAAUGGCUGUUAUUAUUUUCAGAAUUACUUUUGUUACCCUUCAUUAAAAGCCUUAGUAUGUGUUCAGUUUGUGUGCCAUGAGUACUGCUAAAGCAGAUACGUCGUUUGGUCACUCCCAAAUCACCAGGUGUGUCAAGCGCAGCCGACUCUUGGUGGAAUCAUCGUUUGCAUUGUGUAUGAAUGCCAUGAAGAGGUGGUGUGUUUUUGCUCAUGAGAAAGCAGCAGCUCCUCCAUUAGGGUAUUUUGCACUGAAAUACUCACCUGGUGGCCACAGUAUGUGUGCUUUGUGGAAAAUCCCCACAGUGAAGGUGGGAACACAGGAGAAGCCACAGUUCAUAUCCAUGUGGAGGAUAUGCGUCCAAGGUGUGUCCUUUUCACCUUGGGUGAAUCGAUUCUUCACCUGUACACCUGAAUCACUGAGGACCGACACCAUCACACUCUUACUGUAGUCAACUAGUGUCUUUUUAAACUGGAGGACUAAUAAGGCGAUUAACCUCUGAUAUUUGCUGUAGAAGCUCUCGAGUUAGUGGUUUACGAUGGAGGAGUAUAGAAAGAGCAAUGUGUUUGUACCAUGUUUGCUAUUUUUUUUUUUUGGCCGUGAUGAUGCUUUUCCACUCAUGGAUUUUCUUUUAAAUGCACAAUUUCAGCUUUGUGUGCAGCUCCAGUUUAGGAUAGUGCACUCCUGAUUUUGUGAAGGGUGAACGCCUCUUUAUUUUUACUAUUAUUUUUACUACUAAAACAUUUUGUAUGAUGUUUUUUCUUAAAUGCAUGUAGAGACAUUGAGAGCUUUCUGUUACUGUGAUAAUAAACAUCUACACAACAGGGAGAAAAAAAAAACUUGACAGUAACCAGUAAUACCAGCCUAAAAUCAAUAGAUGUAAAGCACGACAGAGACAGAGCAAGAGAACUGGUCCAGUUUCCCAUUAAAUGGAUUUUAUGAUUAGAAAAUUUUGUGAAUGAGAGACUGAACUCUGCAUGUGCUCUAUACUCAGGGGGUUGUACUUCCCAGGAAGUGAACAGUAAAUAUGGAAAAGUGGCAGAACUUGGGGAUGUUUGUCAUAUUUCUGCAGCCCUGUGCUGAUGGAUCAUCUCCAUGCUAUUCUGUUGUGAAUGUUUUAGAAGGAGCCCACAUAAGCUUUGCAGUGAACUUUGACCCCUAAACAUGGCACCAUGAUGUCUUUAAAUGUUCUGAUUGAUUGUAUUCAAACAGUUUGGACUC
Messenger RNA from Scleropages formosus (Asian bonytongue), 3198 nucleotides. RefSeq names its product ras association domain-containing protein 8-like. Bases 475 to 1767 code for a protein of 430 amino acids. NCBI's taxonomy places the organism in Eukaryota, Metazoa, Chordata, Actinopteri, Osteoglossiformes, Osteoglossidae. Gene Ontology annotation, biological process: signal transduction. The record is from RefSeq and is a predicted model, not a curated record. The transcript is spliced from 6 exons.